GUUUUUAGCAAAUUUUCACUAAAAAAAAAAUGAAGAAAAAAUAUUACUGCUAAAUUUGCAUAGUUAUUUCUAUAUAUUUAUAUAUAAAGGAAUUGUUUAUAUGGUCAGCAAAGCUUUAAAGCUUUAUCUAAAGCGUGAUCGUAAUUUACAUUUUUUGAACCCACCAAAAUAUUCUGAUGCUGUUGGUAAAAAAAGAGCUGAAAAGUAUUUUCACUUGAAUUUUACAGAUGCCCAAGAAUUAAAAAGAAUCCAUUUAUUACAUGUUACUGGAAAAGCUCUAUCCAAUGUACGAAUAGGACAUGGAAAAGAGCUUACAUUUUUACGAAAAUUACCAAAAGGCUAUUACGUUAGUUUCGAAGCAAAUAACCAAUUAGUUAUUUAUGGUCAUCCAAGUGGGAUAGCUUUUAAAGAUGAAAUGAGCUUUAUUCCUCAUUUACUUUGGUUAGAAGAGCAAGGUAGCCGAAGACAAUCUAAAAAAUUGUGUAAAUGUAGAAUAUGCAUUCAACUUAGAAAACCAACAGAACUUAAGAAAAAAGCCAUUCAUUUAUCUUCACUCGCUAUAGUAAAAAAUAAAAUGAAUACAAAAUUAACAACAAGGACAAUGGAUAAUAAGGACAUGGAAAAGAUAUAUAAAUGCUAUAAAGUAACUAAAGUCUGCAUUAAACCGCCAUCUUCAAAUAUAGUCCGUUGUCCAAAAUCAAUCAAAAUACCUUUACCCAAAAUUUUGCAGCCUGAUCUUAGCAUCCUACGUUUUGAUCAUAAAGACGAAAAGAAGAAGAAUAGUCAAAAUCAAAGAAACUAGGUUGGGCCAAUGAAAAAAAAAAAAUUGGUCAAUUCCAAAUUAAAUUGGGACAGAGUUGCAAAGUUGGGACACCAGUAAGAAAAUGGGACAGUGAUACGGAAACGGGACAUAUUGAGAUACUUUUAGCUUUUUGGACGAAUGGAGGCAUUUCUUCAAUGGGCUAACUUACCUGUAAAUAUGGGAUGUCCCGCUGUUAUUCUUUGUGUAUUUCAAUAUGUACAUCCAACAUACCUUUUUCUUGGUCUAGGAUCCCCAGAUUCUUUGUUCCCAGAAGGAUUUAAAAAUAAAUAUUAUGACAUAUGCUAUAUAGCUAUACAUCAAUCAUAAUAUUUACCUAAUUUUCUUUUUG
Messenger RNA from Cokeromyces recurvatus, 1151 nucleotides. RefSeq lists its product as uncharacterized. The transcript has 4 exons. Lineage: Eukaryota; Fungi; Mucoromycota; Mucoromycetes; Mucorales; Mucoraceae. The record is from RefSeq and is a predicted model, not a curated record. Bases 101 to 802 code for a protein of 233 amino acids.